CGCCGCACGGCCUGGGCCUGGCGCGGGGGGCGGGCACCGGGGCCCGGUCGGACAUGGGCAAGAAGCACAAGAAGCACAAGUCCGACAAACACAUCUACGACGAAUAUGUAGAGAAACCCCUGAAGCUGGUCCUUAAAGUGGGGGGCAAUGAAGUCACCGAGCUCUCCACGGGCAGCUCGGGGCACGACUCCAGCCUCUUCGACGACAAAAACGAUCAUGACAAACACAAGGACAGAAAGCGGAAGAAGAGGAAGAAAGGAGAGAAGCAGGUUCCUGGGGAAGAGAAAGGGAGAAAGCGGAGAAGAGUAAAGGAGGAUAAAAAAAAGCGAGAUCGAGACCGUGUGGAGAAUGAAGCCGAAAAAGACCUCCAGUGUCAUGCCCCCAUAAGAUUAGAUUUGCCUCCUGAGAAGCCUCUCACAAGCUCUUUAGCCAAACAAGAAGAUUCUGAUUUAAUGAGUCUAGAAAAAGACCCAAGUGCUUUCUUUUCAUUUCCUGUGACUGAUUUUAUUGCUCCUGGCUACUCCAUGAUCAUUAAACACCCAAUGGAUUUUAGUACCAUGAAAGAAAAGAUCAAGAACAAUGACUACCAGUCCAUAGAAGAACUAAAGGAUAACUUCAAACUGAUGUGUACUAAUGCCAUGAUUUACAACAAACCAGAAACCAUUUAUUACAAAGCUGCGAAGAAGUUGUUGCACUCAGGAAUGAAAAUUCUUAGCCAGGAAAGAAUUCAGAGCCUGAAGCAGAGCAUAGACUUCAUGGCAGACUUGCAAAAAACUCGAAAGCAGAAAGACAAAACAGACACCUCGCAGAGUGGGGAGGACAGCGGCUCCUGGCCAAGAGAGAGGGAAGACUGUGGAGAUGCUGAAGCACAAGCCUUCAAAAGUCCCACUAAGGAAAAUAAAAAGAAAGACAAAGAUAUGCUUGAAGAUAAGUUUAAAAGCAAUAAUUUUGAAAGAGAGCAGGAACAGAUUGACCGCAUUGUUAAGGAGUCUGGAGGAAAGCUGACCAGACGGCUGGUUAAUAGUCAGUGUGAAUUUGAAAGAAGAAAACCAGAUGGGACAACGACAUUGGGACUUCUCCAUCCUGUGGAUCCCAUUGUAGGAGAGCCAGGCUAUUGCCCUGUAAGACUGGGGAUGACAACCGGAAGACUUCAGUCUGGAGUGAAUACUUUACAGGGCUUCAAAGAGGAUAAAAGGAACAAAGUAACUCCAGUGCUGUACUUGAAUUAUGGGCCCUACAGUUCUUACGCACCACAUUAUGACUCCACAUUUGCAAAUAUCAGCAAGGAUGAUUCUGACCUAAUCUAUUCAACUUACGGGGAAGACUCUGAUCUUCCAAGUGAUUUCAGCAUCCACGAGUUUUUGGCCACAUGCCAAGACUAUCCAUAUGUUAUGGCAGAUAGCUUACUGGAUGUUUUGACAAAAGGAGGACAUUCUAGGACCCUGCAGGAGUUGGAGACGUCAUCAUCUGAAGAUGAAGGCCAGACUAGGACACUUGACACAGCAAAAGAAUUAGAGCAGGUUCCAGCAGUCGAGCCAGCGGGGCGUUUGGACUGCAGCACUCAGGACAGGCUCGCCGCACUGAGAGCAGUAACGGACUUCGGCGCUGCGGUGGAAGUUUUUGACUCUGAAGAGGCCGAAGUGUUCCAGAGGAAACUUGAUGAGACCACCAAAUUGCUCAGGGAGCUCCAGGAAGCCCAGAACGAGCGUCUGAGCACCAGACCCCCUCCGAAUAUGAUCUGUCUCCUGGGUCCCUCCUACAGAGAAAUGCAUCUUGCUGAACAGGUGACCAAUAAUCUAAAAGAACUUGCACAGCAAGUAACUCCAGGUGAUAUUGUCAGCACGUAUGGCGUUCGGAAAGCGAUGGGGAUUUCCAUUCCUUCCCCCACCGUAGAAAACAACUUUGUAGACUUGACAGAAGAUUUCGAAGAACCAAAAAAGACAGGUGUUGCCGAAUGUGGACCUGGUGGGGUGUGAAGCUUAACUGGGAUUUGAUUAUAUAUUAUGUACAUAUUUUUUUCAUUCUGAACUUGGAAAUGCUUUUCAAAAAAUAUUAAAUAUUUGUAAAUUGUG
Messenger RNA from Tupaia belangeri chinensis (Chinese tree shrew), 2072 nucleotides. RefSeq names its product bromodomain containing 7 (gene BRD7). Bases 54 to 1976 code for a protein of 640 amino acids. The record is from RefSeq and is a predicted model, not a curated record. The transcript has 17 exons. Lineage: Eukaryota; Metazoa; Chordata; Mammalia; Scandentia; Tupaiidae. Gene Ontology annotation, biological process: regulation of transcription by RNA polymerase II. Gene Ontology annotation, cellular component: nucleus.